GAACUCGAUAGCCCGAAGCCGAAGCCCUAUACCAAGCCAACGCCAAGCCCAGCGCCUGAGCGAAAGUAAUAUCAAAAUUAGCUAAGGAGAGAAACUGGAUGUGUUAUUGUAAAUAUCCAUCGAUCAAGGAGCAGAUGAUCUACUAAGUAAUCAUGCCACCAGGUAAAAAGGGAAGACCGCCGGGCUCUAAGAAUAAGACUACUUUUCAAAAUAAAUGCAAUUACUGUUCCGUUCAACUGAAGUGCAAGAGUGAUAUGUUGAAACAUUUACGUGUGUGCAGUCAGAAAUUUAAGGAUCUUGAUCCCAAAAAGGCCGUGUAUAACUGCACACAAUGCACCAAGAAGUUCAGGUUCGAGAACAGUUAUACCAAACAUCUAAAGAUGGAGCAUUCCAAGCUCCGAACUGCAGUGGACUGUAAGCAGUGCAACGUCCGCUGCCCAAACCCUCGAGCCCUUAAAGAGCACAUUGCAAAUGUGCAUGAGCGGGAGAUAUUUGAGUGUGAGCAUUGCAAGAAGCAGUUUGUCAGACGGGCCCAUGUUUUACGCCACAUUGCUCAAAAAGGCUGUGAUGGAUCAGGAGUUAAAAUGUUCCCUUGUGAAAUUUGCAACGCCUCAUUCACCCGCAAGGACAACUUGAUAGUUCACCUCCGACUGCAGCACAUCAACAAGAACAAUUACCAUUGCAAACACUGCAACUACCACACCAAGAACUUCUCCAAGCUGAUCAUUCACACCCAGAAGAGUCACUUAGAACCAAAAAACUAUUAUGAGUGUGAUCACUGUAGCAAAGUGACAAGCUCUAGGGCAGCUAUGGCCAAGCAUUUAGAAAUCCAUGGAGAAAAGAAAUAUGAAUGUGAUGUGUGUGGCUACGCAACUUACACGAUAGAGGUGAUCCGUCGUCACGUGCUCGUCCACGUGGAGGACAAGCCCUACAAGUGCGUGAUCUGCGGCCAGUCGUACAUCCAGCGCUCGCAGCUGCAGCGCCACCUGGUGAAGCACACCGGCAACAUGUGCGCCAAGUGCGGGGGCACCUUCAGCUCCAAAGCCAGCUUGAUAAUCCACCAGCGCGAGCACCUGGGACUGGAUAAGCUGCUGUGCCCAUAUGAAGAGUGUCCAUACUCCAAGAAGGAAUUCAGCAGCGAAGCGAGCCUCACCAAUCAUGUGAAGACUCAUUUAGAUGAGAAACCGUUCCAAUGCGCCGUGUGCAAGAAGCGCUUCCACAGCGAGAUCAACCACCGGCGGCACGUGCUGACGCACCAGCUGGACCGGCCGCGGCGCUGCAUGUACUGCGUGACGGCGCGCGCCUACGUGCGCGGCGAGCAGCUCGUCAAGCAUGUGCGCAAGUGCCACCCCGACCUGUUCCGCGCGCACCUGCAGCACGUGCGCCGCGUGCUGGGUACAAGCAACAAGAUAGACCGAGUGAAGAAAUCAGAAAUAGACUCGAUUCUGAACGUCCUGGACGCGGAGUCGGAGCGAAUCCUCCAGGGCUACGGCGAGGGCGUGCUGUACGGCGGUGUGCAGGACGUGGAGCCUGACGAGAUUGAGGUGCCGCUCAAGAUUGAAAAGACUGAGAAUCCGCUGAUGUCGGAGGAGGAGCUAGCCGAGAGCCUGAAGAAGUUGCUGACGCAGCUCAUCGACAUGGAGAAACUCGAGUGCUUCGGCUGGCCCGACGAGAGCGUCGACGUGGUCCUAGAAAAAGUGAUAGAGCAAUGCGGCGCGCGCGCCGCCGACCGCUCGCGCUGGACGCGCGUGCAGCGCCUGCGCGAGAACACCAAGCAACUGUUCCUCUACGUGAUCGAGGACGCCAACAUCGCGCGCAUGCUCGACACGCACACCAUCGACCAGAUCGUCAAGCACAUCCUCACGCAGGUCGCCGACACCGACGCCGCCGAAAUAUAGCUGAUAUAGCGAUAAAGCUUACAGCGCUCGGCGCGGAUAUCUAAUCGCGCUCUUGAACUGCCGAACUCUAAAUUAUUUUGAGAUUGUUCUCUUUGGCAGAAAAUUGUGCAAUGUGUAUUAGCACAGCAUAAGCGGAAUGGUUCGUAUCUAAAGACAGAUCUACCAAUAGAAAUAUUACGGCUAGUUCUUUCAGCGACCCGUCUAAAGUGUCCUGUUCUGGGGAAUGCUUUGGAGAAGGAAAUGGUACCUAGUGGUACCAAGUUCCGCAAAGCGAACGCCGAGCAAUUCUGCGACUUUUUACUGCGACGGUUUAUCGGGGAUGAUUAUAUCGCACGUGCGUAUGCUGGACACGCACUCGAGCAGAAUAAUCAGCACGUUAGCACAUGCUGAUGCAGGCCGGGCUUUAGACCUUAUAGCAAUAAGAAUAAAGUUGAAAAUAAAUAUCAUAGAAUAGCAUCAUCAUAUCAGAGUUGAGAUUCAUAUUAAUCAUUAUUUUAGGGCUAUAUGUGUAUACAAUCAUAUUACAAUCGACCAGAUAUUGUGUUAUAUUGUGUAGAAUGAAUAUUCAGGAAAAUACGCGCAUUUUGUUUUUUACACCUCUUCAUUAAUAUUGGCAAAUUGGUUAGUCGUGCUAUGAGGAGUGGCUUAAAAUCGGUUUCCUCUUAGCGUACCUAAUAAUGUCAGUUAUAAUAAUUGUGCCUUAAAAAGUGAUUUUAUUGCAUAUACAUGCCUACUAUAGACUGUUCUGUCUUAUUAAUUUAAUGAUGACACAUAUUGUUAUUUAUGUUAAGUUUUACAGUUAAAUAAAGGCUGUCUAUCCCAAUAAGUUGUGAACAUAAUGUAUUUUUGCAAUACGUUUGGUGUUUGUAAUCAAAACAAACAUCCUAGACUGUAAUCGAAGUGUUAAGUUUUGUUUUAAGGGUUUUGAAUAAUAAUUGAUUUACUGUUUAAACAUAAAUUGUCUCGAGAUUGAAUUUAAAUUGAACUUUAUAAGUUUAUAGUAAUGCAUGUUUAUGAAUUAUAAAUAUGUCCCAAUAUUAGGAAACAUGUAAGGUGUUGCAAGGUUAAUGAGAUAAAAGAACAAAUAAAAUAUAAUAUUAUAAGAACCUACAAAUUACUAUUACCAUGUUGUAUAAGUUAUGUUUAAGAUGAGAUAGUUAAGUUUAUAGUUUUAACGAGAAUCAAUUUAUUUUAAAUAAGAAUAAUCAUUGUUAUAAUAGAAUAUAAAAGAUUACAUUUUAUUAAAAGUUUGGAUAAAGCAAAAUAUUUUAUAAACCUUGUAGAACUAUUCCUCCACUCACUUUAGUAAGAUGUGGAUCCAUAUAAUAUGUGUUUAUUGCGAGCUAUAUUAUCAAUUUAAAAAAACCUUGUCUUCAUUUAUUUUUAAUAGAUAGGUAUAAAUAUAAAUCACCUAUAUCGUGCCUUUUAUCACUAUUCUUAAUA
Cydia splendana is the source of this 3341-nucleotide messenger RNA. RefSeq names its product zinc finger protein 436-like. The record is from RefSeq and is a predicted model, not a curated record. The coding region runs from base 153 to 1898 and encodes 581 amino acids. Gene Ontology annotation, molecular function: DNA-binding transcription factor activity, RNA polymerase II-specific; RNA polymerase II cis-regulatory region sequence-specific DNA binding. Gene Ontology annotation, biological process: regulation of DNA-templated transcription. The transcript has 10 exons. NCBI's taxonomy places the organism in Eukaryota, Metazoa, Arthropoda, Insecta, Lepidoptera, Tortricidae.